UUCAGCCAAAGGUUUCCAAGGGGAAAAUGUGACUGAAUCAACUGAAUACAGUUCUAUCACAUAUUGAAGAGAAACAAAUUAAUGUGGCAUAAUUUCUAUUAGAUUGGCCUAUUUUGUAGCUUAUCAGAUCCAUGAAGCUGGGACAAGACGUGCCUUUACGUCACCAGACAAGUUCAUCCUGGUAUAAUCUCCUUUCCUUUAAUAAAUCUAGCUUAGGGCAUCUGAGUAGAGCAGGAGGCAUCAGAAGGCAGGCAGCAGUCCUUGGAGAAGAGAACAAGGCAGCCCUUCACUGGCAGCAGCAAAGAUGCUGGUCUCUCCCAUGGCUGAGCGAAACAAGGAGAACAUUCUGGAGGUGCUAGCUGACUAUGUAGAUGAUACAUGCUCUGCUUUUGGGCUGGAACUGGGCUCUGGGACAGGACAGCAUGUGGUACACUUUGCCCAGGCCCUGCCCACUGUCAUCUGGCAGCCAUCAGAGAUCAGUCCAGCUUCUCAACAAAGUAUCUCAGCUUACAUCCGUGCCACCAAGGUGAGCAAUGUCCGAGAGCCCCUCUUCAUAGAUGUGUCACAGCCAUGGGACCAGUGGGCUGGCCUGGGUCAAAGCUGUUGCGACUUCAUUGUCAUUAUCAACGUGGUACACAUGACUGAUCAAGGCCUAGAGCCUUUUGCCAUUAAUGGAAUCAUCCUCCCAGAGUGCAAUGUGAAACUAGAUGAAAUGCUCCAAGCCAAGAAUCCUGAAUGGGGACUGCGAGAUGUGGAGGAGCUCCGUCAAUUGGCAAAUGUCAAUGCACUCUGGCUUGAGCGCAUGCUGGAGAUGCCCGAAUACACCAAAUGCCUGAUCUUUCGGAGGAGGGAGUUUUGAUCUCUGGCUACAGGCUGGAUAGCUCAAUUAGCACUGUAC
Sceloporus undulatus (fence lizard) is the source of this 898-nucleotide messenger RNA. RefSeq names its product methyltransferase-like 26 B. NCBI's taxonomy places the organism in Eukaryota, Metazoa, Chordata, Lepidosauria, Squamata, Phrynosomatidae. The coding region runs from base 305 to 859 and encodes 184 amino acids. The transcript has 5 exons. The record is from RefSeq and is a predicted model, not a curated record.